Molecule: messenger RNA, 6106 nt
Organism: Mollisia scopiformis
Lineage: Eukaryota; Fungi; Ascomycota; Leotiomycetes; Helotiales; Mollisiaceae
Exons: 3
Coding region: 124-5940 (1938 amino acids)
Biological process (GO): metaphase/anaphase transition of mitotic cell cycle; anaphase-promoting complex-dependent catabolic process; protein K11-linked ubiquitination
Cellular component (GO): anaphase-promoting complex
Molecular function (GO): molecular adaptor activity
Source: RefSeq, a predicted model, not a curated record
CUCAAAGUCAACAAUUGGAUCUGCAACAAUCCUCUGCCAUCACCAUUCGCCAAGAACAGGCUCGUAUACCUAACGAUAUGCCGAUUUGUACGCGUCGAUGACUUGAAGUUUGAUCCCUGAGAAAUGGCUUCGGUCACUUCGUUAGGCUUUCAUCAGCCUACAGGGCUACAAUAUGCGAUACAAGAACGGCUUGUGCCUCCCGAUCCGCCCAGCGAUUCCUACAAGUGGCUCAACUAUUGCGAAGAACAUGCAGGGGGAUCAUUCGACGAUGAUGAGCUCCUUGUCGCUCCGCGAUGUGUUAUAUGGUCUCGAGGCGGUAUUUUUCGAAAGAGCUACAAAUUCGAUUUGGAGAACGAGGAUGUCACUCAGGCUCUACUGACGACUUUUCCAAGUCUUGGACCUCUUGCUGCCAAAGAAAAGAAUCUACCCCUGGAGAUACGGAGUCAGGAACGCAGGGAAACCGCAGUCGUCGUCUUUCUGAAAACCCAGGCGCACGUCUAUUUUCUUUCCGGCACCAGCCAUGUUAUACAUCUGCCAUUUGAGGUUGAGUCGGCCUCUGCUACUCCGAAUGGCCUAAUCAUACAGCGCAAGCUUCGAGUAGACAAUCUGGUGGCAGCUUCCCUCAAGUUUCCACGAGUGCCACCGAACUCCUUCGUCUCUUCCCAACCACAGCCAUUUUCUGCUGCAAGCUCGCAACAAUCUACCUUUUCUAUAGCAGAUCUCGGAGCGCCAAAGCAGAUGACCAUACCACACUCAACCCUGAAGGACAUGUGGGAUCCUCCAUCAUUGAAGAAUGAUUCAAAUUGGCCACGCUUGUUUUCGCUGUCUGAUCCUCUUGCUGAGAUGGGCCUGGUCGUUUCGCAAGCGCCAAAAUCAGAGAAUCGCAGGCAUAGAAGAAGCUCAAUGAACAUCACGGCGUUGAAUACUGCAGAAGAGAUCCUUCAUGUAUCCCGUCGAGAUGAGUUUUCUCCGAAGUCAAGCAACAAUCCUCUAGUUCUUGCCCUGACCUUGAAUCGGGAGACAAGCAUGUAUACAGUCUGGAAAUUCGCUUAUAUCGGCGAAGAGUCUAGUACGCCGCAUAAACAGCGAGUUCCGAGCGGAACUAUGUCUCGGAGAAGAAGUUCCUUUGUGCCAGGCACAGGGACAGGCGCUACCACUCCGGUUGGGAAUGGACAGUCCACAUUGCGAGAGAGUCUUGGUGGUAAUGCUCCGAUAGCCAGCAGGAAGCCUGUCAAGAAUGAAGAGUCUAAAGACCAGAUCGCAGACCUGGUGUCUUCUCUUGAUCCUGAUUUCGAAAGUAAUGCAGUGCCAAGGAGGAAAUCAAGGCGGGUUAGCUCUAUGCUUGCCAGGGCAGAUCUGUCUGCAUCUCACGAACGAUCCGCUUUCUCAGAGCUAGCGACUGGUCAUCAACCUCUCCGACGUGGAGAGUCUCUGGGCAGCCAACAUGUCAGGAACAGUAUUGGUACCUAUGCAGGUGCGAGUGGGACAAGCUUCACACAGCCGACACAGUUCAAUCAGAGUCUUAACAGCUAUCUCGAAGCUCCAGUAGAUGAUUUAUUGGACGAAUUGCGUGCGGGAGGUGAUUUUGAAGGCUUCCACAACAUGGGCCUUGAUGACGAGGAGUUUGAUGCACUUAGACAGGAAAUUGUUCUUACACAUGUCAGCAGUGUCUCUGCAGAGCAUUCAAACGUUCGUUACUCAACACAGCAUGUGCCUGCUGCCGCUCAAUGUAAAAUAUUUACUCUUACAGCACCGCCAUCAGCUGCCGACGACAAACAAGGAAAUACUAUUGUAUUCUGCAUUCUCGAUCCUGACGAGAAGAAGCUGUUGGUGUUGACUCUCUACUUGAAAGUCCAUAAAGCCGAGACAGAUCUCAAUGCCAAUAACAUGGCUUCGUCCGAGAGAGACGUGAGCGUAGUCACUCUCGGUCAUAUCAUGAGAGCGAAAGGGGUAAUAGACGCCUGUCGAAUUGAUGACGGUGACGUAUCACGCAUUUUGGUCCUCACCGAAACACCAGAUGGUUACGGAGAACUCAGUCUACAAGCACCAUGGAGCGUUUUGAUGAAGGUGCCAUUACCUGGCCAGUUCAUGAUUAGCAAUACGCGGAUCUUAAGUCACAACCCCAUACCCCGCGCUAAACGAGAGGGUGGGUUCAAGCGGGUGCUUAGCCAGGGGCCACGUGCGCUUCAAGGACUACGGAAUGCGAAGCCAGGCGGAGUCGUUGAUCUACUCGAUGAUGAGGGAAAGAUGCACCAACUACAACUAGUGCUUCAACCUCGCAAUCCUCAUGUGCGAAGAAUUCUGGAGGUGUGCAGAGCUGUCCUUCCAGGUUCGAGAGGUGGAGAAGGGAUCUUGGUCUUCUGGUGGAACGUCAUACAGUGGAUUCGACUUGAGUCUAUGGACGUUGUUGAUACUGAAUGGUCGGCACUUACAAUCACAAUAUUCUGCUUGGCUCUUGCACUCGGUGUCACCUCCAAGGCGCAACCUCGACAGACACAUGCCAAGAAAAAGUCUCGUGGCUUUCUGAGAUCAAGUAGUGGAGCACAAUCAGACUUCGAGAACUGGGAUUUGAUGCAAAAUGAAGAGACAUCGAAUGGCAACCCGGUACCUGGAUGGGCAUCUAACAAUGGUUGGAAAUGGCUUACAGAAAUGGAGUCAGCAUCUCAAGAUACUGGUUCUUUGAGCUCAAUUUUCCAGCCAAACGGGGCUGACAAUCCUUCUCUUGUCCGAAAGCAUGUGAAACUUGCAAGGGAUUUCUCAAAUACGAAAUUUGGUCAAGAUUCAAUGUCGGGUUGUCUGCCUACAUCUGACAGCAAGAGCCUUGAAGUCAGAAAGGCUGCUCUCGCUGAUACGUUCGUUGGGCUUCAUCUCUGGAAUGAGGAACAGAAGUUAGAUACAACUAUGGCAGACUCUCUUUCAGCUGGUGUUGUAAGCUUGGGGCCGAUUUUGGCUCAACUUUCUAGGUGGUUGGGUUGGGACACUUGGAUUCAGUAUUAUGAGUUCGAGGAGGCUUCCUUGGUCGACUUGGACUUUGAUAAUGACUCUCCUAUAAGAUCGACGAUCCCUCAAACUUUCGAGUGUCCAGCAAUAUAUGACUGGAUUCAAGCUUGUCUGUAUUCCCGAACGCUCACUCCUUUCAUGACCCUUCCACAAUUUGUUGCAUCUCGGUCUGAGUCUUCUCGCAAGAAUGCUCAAGAUCUCGAGCAGUGGAACAAUCUGACACCCCGAACACUUCUCUUCGAACAAUUCUUCAGCAACAUGCAGCCCGGCUGGUCAGCUGUUCAAUUAGUGGAAACGCUAUCCUCCGCUGGAGCAGACUUACUUCUACUAGAGACUUUGCCCGAAACAAUCUUAGUACCUUUGCAAGAGGCCGUGAUACAAAGCCAGACAGAGCCUCCGGCCAACUGGAGUGAAGAGUUGCUAGCAUUGGUUGGUCGUGAAGAUGUCACAAUGCUAUUGAGACCUGGACAACGACCCCGUCAAAUACAAUCAACCCUAUUAGCACCAUCGCACGAAGCGAAUCUUGAUGUUCACGCGAUUUGCAAUUUUGCUGCAGAACCAGAAACGUCAGGACCAUUUGAUGGGUCAGCUGAAGUCGAGCGGCAGUCCAUUACUCGUUCCAUUUUCAAGGACGAUAGAAGGAUGAACGAAGCUAUGACUAUACUCGACACUUCUAAGCCUACCAUAGCACGCGUGCGAGCUCAGCCCACAUGGACAGAAUCAGAAUUAUUGGAAGCACAGAAAGAGCAUGCUCAAAUGCUUGCUUAUCGCACACUUGCAAUUCCUUCAGGCAGGGGCCUAAUAUACUUCAGUGCUCGGGUCCCUCUGCUAACGCAGAAAUGGCAUCUCCCUGGGUUCAACCUGACCUGCGUGAUGAAACCCGACAACAAUACUGUUAACGCGGACAAAGCAGCCUUCUCUGAAGAAAAGAUUGGAUGGGCUUUCUUCCACUCGGGAGUCUCUGCAGGGCUCAGUAUAUCCCGCGACGCAAAAGGCAUAGAUACGUCGUGGAUCUUAUACAACAAGCCGAUUCCAGACUUAAACAAUCGACACGCUGGUUUCUUGCUAGCCUUAGGACUGAAUGGCCAUUUGAAGACUUUGGCAAAGUGGGUAGCAUUCAAAUACCUAACGCCAAAGCAUAACAUGACCUCGAUUGGUCUGUUGCUCGGUUUAGCUGCCUCAUACAUCGGUACGAUGGACUCACUCAUUACAAGACUGUUGUCUGUUCAUGUCACACGUAUGCUGCCUCCAGGUGCCGCAGAGCUCAACCUUUCACCACUGACACAGACAACUGGAAUUAUGGGCAUUGGUCUCUUGUACUGCAAUACGCAACACCGCCGUAUGAGUGAAAUCAUGGUCUCGGAGAUCGAACAUAUUGACACUGAGAUAGAUGAGGAGCCACUGCGAAAUGAAGGGUAUCGACUCGCGGCAGGUUUUGCACUGGGAUUCAUCAAUUUGGGCAAAGGCUCUGAUCUUCGUGGACUGCACGACAUGCGACUUACUGAACGAUUACUAACACUUGCUGCUGGGAGUAAGAAGGUGGACCUUACUCAUGUACUGGACAAAGCAACAGCAGCGGCUGUGAUUGCGAUUACCCUUAUUUUCAUGAAGUCGGAAAACUACGUCUUGGCAAAGAAGAUCGAUGUCCCAGAUUCUCUUUUGCAAUUCGAUUAUGUUCGCCCUGACAUAUUCCUUCUGCGAACAUUAGCUCGGCAUCUCAUCAUGUGGAAGCACAUAGGGGAUUCACAUUUCUGGAUCAAAAGCAAUUUGCCGGUGCCCUAUCGCGAUAAGAGCGAGCUUGAAAAUAUCACCUUCCUGACAAGUUCGGACCUACCAUUCUACAACAUCGUCACUGGACUCUGUUUCAGCAUUGCACUUCGUUUCGCAGGAUCGGCAUCUCUGCCUGUUCGCAACCUGUUGAUCCAUUACCUCGAUCAGUUCAUGAGGAUUUGUCGGUUAGACGCAGAUACAUUUGACAAGAAGCUUGCAAGGAACACGGUCCGGAAUUGUCAAGAUCUUGUGGCCCUUUCGCUGGCUACCGUCAUGGCUGGUACUGGAGAUCUCGAAGUCUUCCGAAGACUACGUUCAAUGCAUGGUCGUGACGACAGCGAGACACCAUAUGGCAGUCAUCUUGCCGCUCACUUAGCACUUGGUGCCUUGUUCCUUGGUGGUGGCACGUUCACUUUUGGCACCUCAAAUUUAGCCAUUGCUGCACUGGUGGUGGCAUUUUACCCGAUAUUCCCGUCUUCAGUACAAGACAACAAGUCACACCUCCAAGCAUUCCGCCAUUUCUGGGUCAUGGCAGCGGAACCUCGUUGCCUUGUAGCCAGAGAUAUCGAUACCAAUCAACCUGUACCCGUUCCAAUAAUUAUUACCACACGAGGCGGUGAUCAUACUCGGCGUCAUACGCCUUGUCUACUACCAGAAUUGGAUCAAAUCAAUACCGUGCGCACGGAUAGCCCUGAGUACUGGAACAUAGUACUUGAUCUCCAGAAGAACGAAACGCAUAUCGCUGCAUUCAGAUCUACACAGACCAUAUACGUUCGUCGACGACCAGCUCAUGACGCCACUACUUCGCCAUUCCAAUCCACAUUACAGGCUUUGAAUGAUGCGACUACAAAUACCUCUCAUGCUCUCGAGUGGAUCUUCGAGCUACCUGCUUUUGCAUCUCUCACAAAAGCAGAACGAGCUUUGGUCCUUCCGCCUAAUCAUGGUGGUGCUACUGAUGUACAUGCUGGUACAUCGGAGACUGUCGUCGAUGCACGAUUGGUCCUGGAGCAUGCGACUCUUGAAAGUGGCAAGAAGGAUCGUCUGUUAGGUUUACGAUUGUUGUUUGAAUGGGCUGAUCAAGCCACGAGCGAAGGAAGAGAUGUGCAAUGGAUUAGGAGGGAGGUGCUAGAGAAGCUGAAGGCUAAAGUGUGGAUGAUGGCUUCUGAGUAAAAGACUUGGGCAGCAUCGAUUGGAGUUUGGUUUGGCUCGUGCAUGCAUUUUGAGCGAAGGUGGGAAGGUGCAUUCUGGGAGCUUUGAUGCCGAAAUUCAAUGUCUAGGAGAUGAUGGGUCAAUGAGAAAAUGAUAUACGAUCGCUUAGCCAUUUCCUUUGCACGUG